CCAGCCACUGGCGCGCACACACACACACUGAACACUGAAAUCAUCACCCGGACGAUCGACCAAACACAGCAGCACGCAGCAGCUGCGACAACACUCAUUGUCCUUGAUUCCUUCCUUUCUGCGUGCACUGCCAUGGAGGUGGCGUUAGCCAUGGCGCUGGUAGCCUUCUUCCUGCUGCUGCAGCUUGCAGCAGCAGCCGAGGCGACCGCGGUGAACAAGUCGUGCGUGGCCGGCGCAGGCGGCGCGUCCGUGAGCAUCGGGUACGGCGGCGCCAGGGCCAGCGCCGGCGCCGGCGCCGGCGUGUCCCUGGGCGGCGACGCGUACCGCUCCGUGUGCCCCCUGGCCGAGGAGAUCAUCCGCGAGGCCGUCGAGAAGGCCGUCGCCGCCGACCCCCGCAUGGCCGCUUCCCUCCUCCGCCUCCACUUCCACGACUGCUUCGUCAAUGGUUGCGACGGGUCCGUGCUCCUGGACGACAAGCCGUUCUUGGUGGGCGAGAAGACGGCAGGGCCCAACGCCAACUCGCUGAGGGGGUUCGAGGUGAUCGACGCCAUCAAGGCCCAGCUGGAGCUGGCGUGCCCGGACACCGUCUCCUGCGCCGACGUGCUCGCCAUCGCCGCCCGGGACUCCGUCGUCGCCUCUGGCGGGCCGAGCUGGCAGGUGGAGGUGGGCAGGAAGGACAGCCGCACGGCGAGCCUGCAGGCGGCCAACAGCAACCUCCCGGCGCCGACAUCCGGCGUCGCCACGCUCGUGCAGAAGUUCGCCAACGUCGGCCUCUCCGCAAAAGACAUGGUGGCCCUCUCCGGCGCGCACACCAUCGGGAAAGCGCGGUGCACGACAUUCAGCGCGCGCAUCGGUGGCGGGAUGGGGGUCGCGGGCACGGCCAAGGACGCGGGGUUCGUGCAGUCGCUGCAGCAGCUGUGCGCGGGGUCGGCGGGGUCGGCGCUGGCGCACCUGGACCUGGCCACGCCGGCAACGUUCGACAACCAGUACUACAUCAACCUGCUCUCCGGGGACGGCCUGCUGCCAUCCGACCAGGCGCUGGCCGCCGCGCCCGCGGGCGACGAUGACGGUGAUCAGGAUGCCGGCACGCUCGUCGCGGGCCUCGUGGCAGAUUACGCCUUCGACGCGGCUCUCUUCUUCGACGACUUCGCGGCUUCCAUGCUGCGGAUGGGGAGGCUGGCCCCGGCUGGCGGACGCGCCGCUGGCGAGGUCCGCCGCAACUGCCGUGUCGUCAAUUAAGCCAAGUUUAGCACGAUGUGUAGUAAUGUGCGUCACUCUCUCGCGCGCUCUCUCAGUCGGUAUGCAGUUAUGGAUUACGUUUCGGUUAGGCUUGAAGAUUUAGUUUGGUGUCCGGACUCCGGAGCUAAGAAUUGGUAGAUUCUAGCUAGAUGUAUCAGUUGAUGUAUGUGAGGGGCGCGUCGAAAUAAUUGAUCCGGAGGUGUUUCGCUUCUGUUAAACUGGUGAUAUAUUUGUUUUGAUUAGAAAUGAAAUUGUGUGUUUAUUAUUACCA
This is a messenger RNA of Brachypodium distachyon (stiff brome), 1510 nucleotides long. RefSeq names its product peroxidase 40. Bases 133 to 1239 code for a protein of 368 amino acids. The transcript has 3 exons. Gene Ontology annotation, molecular function: heme binding; peroxidase activity. NCBI's taxonomy places the organism in Eukaryota, Viridiplantae, Streptophyta, Magnoliopsida, Poales, Poaceae. The record is from RefSeq and is a predicted model, not a curated record. Gene Ontology annotation, biological process: response to oxidative stress; hydrogen peroxide catabolic process.